AUGUUUAAUUUUUGCCCGCUACAGGGCGCCUUAUCCCAUCGGCCUGGGCUGGGACGAGUCUUUCGACCCCAAAAGCUCAAGGAGCUAGAAAAACAAAUACAAAGCCAGACCAUCUCCCUCAUUCUCCUCACACAUGCCACCGUUGGCCACCUCGCCGCAUUUGCGUACUGCUGCAAAAACUUUCCUCGCUUCACACACAUACCCGUUUACGCGACAAGACCGGUCGCCGACCUCGGCCGGGCUCUUCUCCAAGAUCUCUACGAAUCCACCCCGAAGGCGGCGACAACUAUACCCGAAUCAUCCCUGGCCGAGGCCGCGAUAGCCUUCACCCAGAAGCCCACCAUCGCCGAGCAGCUGCUCCUGCAGGCCCCGACGUCGCAGGAGCUCGCCCGCUACUUCUCCAUUAUCCAGCCCCUCAAAUACUCACAGCCCCACCAGCCUCUACCGACCCCGGAACGCCCCCUCUCAAUGGCUUGA
Parascedosporium putredinis is the source of this 477-nucleotide messenger RNA. The record is from the annotation of a GenBank genome assembly. Lineage: Eukaryota; Fungi; Ascomycota; Sordariomycetes; Microascales; Microascaceae.